Messenger RNA from Miscanthus lutarioriparius, 507 nucleotides. Lineage: Eukaryota; Viridiplantae; Streptophyta; Magnoliopsida; Poales; Poaceae. The record is from the annotation of a GenBank genome assembly.
AUGCCGACACCGAGGACGACGAAGACGCGGCUCACCACGAGCUGUCCGGGGUCCGUGGCCGACGCCUUGACCACCGAGGAAGAGGCAGCGUGGGCCAACGGUGGAGUAGCUGCGCGCGUUCGCCGCGAGGCCUCAUGUGCGACGCGCGUGCGGAGACGCGGCGGGCUCCCCGACGCGGUUCAGGCGGACGGCGCGGCGAGCUCUUGGGCUCAUCUCCAGGUGUGCGGCGUGACAGGCUGCGGCGAGGUUCCAGGCGAGCAGCGCGGCAAGCUCGCCGCCGCGACGAGCUCUAGGCGGUCGGCCGGGCGACGGGCUGCAGGGAGCGGCGCGGUGGCGCAGGCCCCAGGCCAUGGCGGGCCGGACCCACCCUCCUGCGCGGAGGCGCGGUGGCCCUGGUCCCCAGUCAUGGUAGCGCGAGGCGCCCUCGGCCACCGGCGCGGCGGCGACAUGGCCCAAGUGCGGCUGCGCAUGCAGCAGGCAGAUUUUAUUCCUCCACAACUAGCAUAA